AGUGUGAUCCGGCGCUCGAGCUGUCCGGAGGUUGGGACCGUUUGGUGUUUUGAAAAAAAAAAAAAACCGCCUUUUUUAAAACCAGAAUAAUAAACGUGAAGCAACGGCGGAUUUUCCGGGAAGGAAGCGGCGAGGAACUGGACUGAGAGAAUGCCAGCCAAAACCUUUCCAGAUGGUGAAAUAGUAAUGGGCCGUUGGCCAGGGGGUCACCUCUACUACGAGGUGCAAGUGACAAGUUACAACAAGAACACUCAGUUGUAUACAGUAAAGUACAAGGAUGGGACUGAACUGAGCCUAAAAGAAAAUGAUAUUAAGCCUAUAAGUUAUUUUAAACGAAAAAUAAGCAGUUCAAGGUCAAAUUCCCGACAGCGCAGUCGCUCUCGAUCACGGUCUCCUGCUAGGAUUCAGACACCCAAGCACUCAAACUCCCAUGACAGGGAAUCUAGGAAACAAGUAAAGAACGAGGAAGUGCAAAAUGAAGACUUAAAUAAACCUGUUUAUCAGGUCCAGGAAAACUACACCAACAACAAAAAUACCUAUGUGACUGACUACCCAGAUGAAAAAGAGAAGAACAAGAGCAUCUACAGACGUUUUGAGCACAAGACCUGUAAAGAAGUUGUAACCGAUCAGUUGGAUCCUUGCAAUCUGCAAGCCAAGGGGGAAGAGGCAAAAUUUGUACACCUGGAUGCAAAAGAUGGCCACCUAUAUGUUAAAAAACAAGUGGUGCAGAUCCAAGAGCAGGGGUUUGGAACGCGUGUUGGUGCUGCCUUCAUGAUAUUUUUGUUGCCGGCUACCCUCAUUCUCUUGCUGUUGAUGUGUGAACAAAAGGAUCCCAGUAUUCUCAGUUUUCCACCUCAACUCCCUGCUCUCCAGGCACUAUGGAAUGGUACUGCCCUUGGCAUCUUUGUCCUGUGGUUCCUUUUUCAGGCACUACUUUAUCUUUUGCCAAUUGGGAAGGUUGUUGAUGGAGUGCUACUAGCAAAUGGAAAGACACUUAAAUACAGAAUCAAUGCAUUCUAUGCCUUUCUGAUGUGCGCUAUGGCAGUAGGAGUUGCUCUAUACAAAGACGUGAAUCUGAGCUACAUCCAUGAUUACUUGCGACAACUUGCAGUCUCUGCCAUGAUAUUUGCCUUUGUGUUCAGUAUUUACUUGUAUGUGCGUUCGUGGCGUGUUCCUGCAGAUGAGCUGGCACCUGAAGGAAAUUCUGGUAGCUUUGUUUAUGACUUCUUCAUUGGACGUGAAUUGAAUCCACGUAUUAGAAAUUUUGAUCUGAAGUACUUCUGUGAGCUACGCCCAGGUUUGAUUGGAUGGGUUGUCAUUAACUUGGGAUUGCUGUUUGCUGAGAUGAAAGUGCAGAACCGUGAUGUUCCUUCAUUGGCGAUGAUCCUUGUAAACAGCUUCCAGCUUCUCUAUGUACUUGAUGCACUAUGGAAUGAGGCAGCAAUUCUGACUACGAUGGAUAUUGUGCAUGAAGGCUUUGGCUACAUGCUGGCAUUUGGCAAUCUGGUCUGGGUCCCAUUUGUGUACAGUCUACAAGCUUUCUAUCUGGUUAACCAUCCGAAUGAACUGAGCUGGCCCUUAGCCCUGGCAAUCAUCGCUCUCAACACUGUCGGGUAUAUCAUAUUUCGGGCUGCUAACUCACAGAAGAAUGCGUUCCGAAGAGAUCCUCAUGACCCUAAAUUGGCACAUUUGAAAACUAUUCCCACUGCAACAGGGAAGAGUCUAAUUGUUUCUGGAUGGUGGGGAAUCGUUCGUCACCCAAACUACCUGGGAGACCUCAUCAUGGCUUUGGCUUGGUCGUUGCCUUGUGGGUUUAACCACAUCCUUCCAUAUUUCUAUAUAAUUUACUUCACUUGCUUGCUCAUUCAUCGUGAGGCCAGAGAUGAGCAUCAGUGCAGAAAAAAAUACGGUGUGGCUUGGAAUAAGUACCGCCAGCUGGUCCCAUAUCGGAUUGUACCCUACAUCUACUGAGCAAGUCUCUGUACACAAGGUCUGAUGAUUAAAAGUAAAACACAAGAUGAAGACAGAUUAUUCAUUUGGUAUUAAUCAUGCAACCUCUGUUUUAAAAAAUAUAUAUUUAUUUUUUUCAUCUCUAUCCUGUCCUGUCACAUUUUUAGAAAUAAAAUCCUAAAAUUAUCCACGUGCUUUUUCAUCACAAAGCAUAGAAGCUUUCUAACAACUUCAGACUUUUUGUCACUUGACACAUGGAUAAUUGUUCCUUGUUGUGCAGUUUUUCCAUUGCACAUAAGUCUUCCUUUUUCUCAGGCAUUUGUCAAAUUGCAACACUCUAAAUUUGGUACUUUAAUGUUUAUCAUGACUCACUUUUAAGAUCAUAAAAUUUGUACUUUGACCCCUUAUUGCCAAAUAUAACAUCCCUUACAGUGAAAUGGCUACUUUUUAAAACGUAUUAAAACUCCAUUAUUUUCUUUCAUUUCUUCUGACAUACAAUUGUCUUAUCUUAUCUUAUCCACUAAUAUUUCACACACAAUUAAGGGCCUAUUCGAUAAAAACUUUUCCAUAUAUUCUCUGUGUUUUAAAAAAAAUCACACCUGCCACAGCAGUUUUGCACCAUCUUGUAUAAUCUCCCCUUGUUCUUGGUUAAUUUGACUUUGAGAUAUUUCUCCUUCCCUCAUCUCACUGCCUCCAACUUUACUCUAGCUAAAAUAAAAAAAUAAAGCAAGCAUCCUGCAAUCAGAUUCCAGAAUACUUCCAAACCUAUUAAACACCUCAAGAAGUCUUAAAACUAGAACUACUUCCUGAUUCUGUUUUGUUCGUGUUUUUACUGGAUGUCAUGAUAAAAUGAAGCUGACUGUUUGGUUAUGAAACAUCUUUACAACAGCAAUCAAAAUGCAUCUUAGCCACUUAGUUUCAUUGAAUGUUCUGGUGUCUGAAAUAGAAUGAGUGGGCUGUCUGGUUUGAAUCAUGUUAUUGGUGUGUAUGCAUUAGUUUAAGGAGAAAUGGGUCUAUUAACUGGAGUGAAGGCAGAUUAUACUCUUAGAUAUUGUGAACUAAAAUCUCAGCAAUUUGAUUUUUUUUUGCUGUUGUUUUGCAAGGUGUUUGUUAACCUAAAAACUUCAUUUCCAAUUGGGUGAAAAUUUGCUUAAAAUGUUGUGACUGUUGGUUUUUAGCAGUUAGCAAAGACCAAAAGUAGAAGGAUACAAGGUAGUUAGGUAAAAUAACUGCUUUUCCUAUUCUGUUGGAGUGACUGGUGAAGGGUAUUGCAUUGUUUUGGAAAUGGGUAGUGAGUUCUGCGAAUCUGUACACUCAUUUCCACUGAGGCCCAUUUGCACUGAUUGUAUUAUGAUUGAAAAUGAAAUAGACUUGAUUUCUAGCUCUUGAAAAGUUGUACCGUGAAAAUAUAAAACAUUUAAAAUGGGUUUCAGACAUGGAAUUUCCUGCCUUGAUUGUGGUCCAUCAGGUAGAAACCACUGUCACAAAAUCAAUUGGAAGUGCUUUGUGUUUUGAGUUGACAUGAUUACAACAUGGGGAAAUGGCAGGUGGAUUUCCCUAACACAGUAUACAGCAAGUUAUUUCACAUGGUUGGGUUUUCACUCAGCACAUAAACACCCAAUUUCAUUGCCUGCCUCGCUCGGUUUGUUGUAUCUUGAUUCUUUUCUUUUCCAAAGUGCUGUUUUAAUUGGCAUGUGCAUUAAACUGAUAUAAACUACUUGAAUUUAACAUUUUAUAAAUAAGGGAUUGGUGGGGGAUGUAAUCGAAAGAUGACUUGAUUUGAAAAUAUUUUUGUAUGUGAGCUAUGAACUGUUCCAGUUGGUAGUGAAUGCGGAGUCUUUGUUCAAUGUCCUAUGUGCUUCAUUUAAAGGUUUACAUAAUUCUCUUUAAAACCAAUUACAGUAUUAAUAGUUGAGUGCAUAGACCCAGACAUCACUACCCUCAAACGUGAAGAAAAGCACUAGAUCGGGUGUUCGAGCCUUAGCCUCAGGCGACUUGCUGUUGAUUCAAGUCCUCAGCAGCCGUACAGCAGAUAGCAACUUCGUGUUCUGUUUGUUUGAUGUAAAUUUUAAUUCUGCUCUCUUAUAUAUCAGACCUACAAUUUAACAAGAGGACAUUUUCAUAUGUUCUUGUCUUAUGCAGUUUUGAGUAAUUCUUCUAACUGUAUAAAACAUGUUAAUUGAAUUACAGCAUUUCAGAUGGAAUUUGGGUUGCCCAUUUUCACUGUAUUUGCAGUUGUUGAAUUUUUCCUAAAAUGUGCACCACUUUCAAUUUCCAUCAGCAAGUGGGUCAAAGAGAAUUUGCUGCUGCAAAUAUUGUAUUUCAGAGGAAUCCCUUGUCUCUAUAAGCUGCUCCCAAGGUGCAGCAGCAUUGGUCCUGAGCUCAACUGCAGCUGGCUUACCUCGGGCCUCUCUGCUGAUCACAUACAUACCAAUUAAAAGCAGGUGUUGGCCAUCAGUCUACUGUAUCAUUCAGUUAGCAAUUACUGUACCAAUAUGAAUGUAAUUGCACCUCUGCUUACACCCAGCCAUUUCUUUCCCCACCGCAUGCUCCCCCACUGGUUACUACAAUUCUAUCUAGCACUGCCUUAAAAAUAUUCAAGAACACUCAUCUAUAAUGGGGAAAAAAGCUCCAAAACCUCAAUUGUACAGUGAAAGAAAAUUCACCUUAUCUGUCUCAAAUAGGUAGCUCCAAUUAAAUGGUAAUCCCUAGUUCUAGAUUCUUCUACAAGUAAACAUCCACCUUGUCACGACUCAGAAUUUGAUGAACAAUUAGUUCUCCGCUCACCCUGUUAAACACAUGCAAGUCUUGACUAUUCAACCCUUGCUUUGUAAUACAAGGUGCCCAUUCCAGAAAUCAGGCCCUCUGACCUGCUUCCUUGCAUCCUUCCUUAAAUAAGGAGACCAGUACUUUACACUGCACACAGAUAUACCCUUGCCAAUGCUCUAUCUAACAGAAGCAUGACCUACCUUUAUAUUAACUUCCACAGCAAUAAAUAAAAUUAGCUUUCCAAAUGUCUUGCCUCAUCCUAGUCUGUAUAAAUCGUGCACAAGGACACUGAGAUCCCACUGUAUCUUGGACCUCUGCAAACUCUUAAGAGCAUGUUACUUCAUAGAAGUAUAAUAAAUUGGUCAAUCAAUAUUUCCAUUUUACAAAACCACUAACUUUUUGCCUGAUCACCUUAAUUUUAUUUACCAAAUGUCCUACAAUGAUGUCAUGAAUAAUAGCUUCUACCAUUUUCCCUAUGACACAUUAAGCUAACUGGCCUGUAGUUUCAUGUCUCCCUUUUAGAACGAAGGAGUCACAUCUGCUACUUUACAAUCUAAUGGACUCUUUCCCAGAUCUAAGAAAUUUUGGAAAAUUAAAACCAACUUAACUCCUCCACAGCAUCAGCAGUUUGUUUUAUUUACCUUAACUAUCUUGCUAGCUGACUUUUUUAAGAUCCUAGGAUAAAGUACUUCAGGACCUAGAACUGCACACUGAUAAAUCUCUAACUGCAAAUGUUUCUUUACCCCUACCUCCAUCCAGUGGUCUCUGCCUAUCCAGGACCCAGCUGAAAUAAUCACUGCUCAAAGUGGCUCUACAAAAGAAUGAACACUUCCAGUAAUGUUUCUAGGAUUCCAUGUUUGCCCUUUGUUUCCUAUGUGACUUGUUACUAAUAUCAUGGCUAGUACAGUGGUGAGGUAUUUAAGACACCUGUAGAUGUGAAUUUGUGGUGGGCAUAAAAUAAAUGAGAUUGAUGGCUGGUGACUGACUGGCUUAACAUUGCAGAGUGAACCACAUGGAUAACCUAUGGCUCAUUUGCGGCAGAAAGGUGGUGAGAAUAAAUGGCAGGAAGAGUGCAUUGAAAAAAUGAAAUAGAAUUUUAUCCAAAAAGCAGGCUCUGGCUUCCCACACAUAUAGCACAGGAUGCCCUCCCAUAUCCCACAUCCUGUUGCCACCCCAAGCACAUUAUCACCUAGUGGGAUGCAGUGUGAGAAAAUGACCCAUUGUAAAUUACAGCUCCCACUUGCAACUGGAACUCCAUCUGAAAUCCUGUUCAUUUCAUCCUAACAGGUGAGCUUUGCUGAAUCAGUUGUGUGUUGGAGAUAUGGAAAUAAAUGUAAAUAGUAGUUUUGUUUGGGGGGGGAUUGGUGGGUGGGUAACGGGGAAUUUGAUUUAAAUUUUUAUUAAUUGCUUGUGUAACAAUAUCUAUUGUACAAAGUGAGAAUACUUUUAUUUUUUGCUGGAAUAAAGAUUUGCAAUAAAUGGUC
Molecule: messenger RNA, 6203 nt
Organism: Amblyraja radiata (thorny skate)
Lineage: Eukaryota; Metazoa; Chordata; Chondrichthyes; Rajiformes; Rajidae
Gene: lbr
Product: lamin B receptor
Exons: 15
Coding region: 151-1971 (606 amino acids)
Biological process (GO): cholesterol biosynthetic process
Cellular component (GO): nuclear inner membrane; endoplasmic reticulum membrane
Molecular function (GO): Delta14-sterol reductase activity
Source: RefSeq, a predicted model, not a curated record